CGUCAACCUCAACCGUCUAUCUCUCUUUGAGUUUUAGUUCCUUUGUCAACAACUGUCGUUGUCUUCCCGGCGUAGUCGGGUGAUUCACGACACUAAAAACAUCUUGGAUUCUCUUCUUAACAGCUCCUUUCUGUUGGAGAUUUUUGUUCUCCCUCAUUUGUUUCCUUUCGCAAGUGUUUCCACACAAACCCCCAUUAAAUUAAGCUCGAAGCCUCUAUUUUCUUCAACAAAAUAACUUUUGCCCAAAUUGGAAAUUGUCGCAAUUCGGCACGGCAACCGUUCUCAUUCAUUCCUAACGAAAAUAAAAGAUUUGGAGGCCAGGUAGUUUCCUACAUAAACAAACAAAGAAGCCCUGAAGGGGAAGAGUGAAGCACGCGCAUCUACAGACGAAACACGGAUCGAGAGCCACACUGUCUACGGGGAAAGAAGAAACUGCUUUGUCGCACAAAGGCCCUGGACUCAACUCCCACCCCAAGUUUCUCAGCUUCGCGGUUGCUUUUCGGUUGACUCCUGCUUCGCCACGAACGUCAUUCCUUUACAAAGACCAGAUCGACCGGCGACCGUUUUUCUCUCCUCUUGUCUUUGAUUCAGUUUCAUUCUACCCUGAGUGUGUUGUAUACCAUCAAGGCCCCUCGCACACACAGCAGAUCAAAUAUCUUGACUCUGCCACACAGACGAAGCAGGUCGCGAUCGUUUUUAACUACAUUCGCCAAAAUCCAACCUAUCACCACGCUACUACUCCCGACGACGAACCACCAGGGACCGGUUGACAGACACUCGGACAGUGCUGUGAGCCAAAACUGAGACCGCAACCCGGCCCGCCCGAAGAGUUCGAGUAUCAUAUGAGCUAUCCGGCGGCGUGACACACAGACAGAUGUGAAUCGUUUUGGCCGUCAACUCUUCCAGGUUGUGCACUUCACUUUGAGACGCACGCACGCACGCGCAGCGGGAGCCUGCACUAGGUAGACUUUGACUGCAUCUGCAUGCGGCUUUGACUUUGACAUUCAUUUCGCCCAACAACAAAAUAAAAACUCGUCUAAGAUUAAAAAAAAACCACCAACAAAUCAAAACAAUCGACCAAGCGACAAGAACCUCACCUGACACCCAACUAGACAAACAAAAACCUGCGGUCUUCCACCCCCAACAAAAGGAAAUUACACCGAUUGAAUCUGUUCUCACCGAAAAAAAAACUACAACAUGUCCAUCACAAGGGCUUUUACCACCCGCAGGGUGAAGCAAAGCCUCGACCUCCGCGAUGCGGCAGAAGGUCUGGUCUCCCGUAGCAACACCACCAGCAAGUCGGGUAAGACACCAAAGCCGCUCAACUCGAUCAGGAACAAAAUCUCAGCCCCCGUCGAGCUGGUAUCAACAACAAACAUGCUCUCCUAUAACGCUCCGGACAUUUACCCCAAGGCUACAUCACCGAGCUCUUCGACGACCAGAUCCGACGACGAUUCCGACAGCGCACCAAGCAUCGCCAGCACUCCCCCGACGAGCCCUGAUUCUCCUCACCCCAAGAAGAGAACUGGAGAGCCGGAGCUUGAACCGAACCACCUCUCUUGUUACUUCACCGCCCCAGGCCAAGCGAUUGCCGGACCUUCGUCUUCUGGUGACGCGCCAGCGAUUCCCCAGAGGGCGCCUUCUCACACCAAGAAGCACUCGCAAGAGGUUCUGACGCGACAAAGGUCAAACUCGCGCAUGUCGGAGCAGUCAUCAAGGUCACUCUCCUCCAAAGCAAGCUUCAGCUUCUCGCGCUCUUCUUCGACCUCAACAAACACCAGCGUGGCCUCUCACACGUCGACCUCGUACGCCAAGGCACCACCGCCAGUUUCUCUAGCCAAUCAGACAACGCCUCUGUCAACCCCUCCCAUGGCACCCGUUUCGCACAGGCGGGAGCCAUCUGCUGCUGCGCACCCGUUCGGCCACGAGCUGGCCCAGGUCUCGGAGCUUGCAGAAGAGUACGGCUCCAGGGAGUCGCACCUCGUCAGCCAACAGGAGGAGCGUGAGAUCUUGCGCCAAGGUUACAAGAAGCUCAGCCCGCAGGACUACCUCUCCGACGUACAAGACCUCUACAAGGCGUUUUUCGGCGAGGAGAAGCCCUCGAGGCCGAUGUGGAUCUAAGAAAUUCUCAUCAAUUUCAGAGGACACAGCCGCAAAUUCUGUAUAUAUUUGGCUAUUUGGCGUCCUUUUACCUUCUCUUCUCGACAUUAGGGUUGAAUGCCCUUUUUCUUCGUUGUCGUCACCACGACCCUUCUUAACCUUCACUUCGUUACAACUUACUUUUUUUUUGUACACUCGUUUUGCCGAAUGGCAUUCUUUUUGGACCGGAUACGGAUUGCAUCAUGGAUUGAUUAUUUUUGGCACUAAGGAUAUCACAGCGUUGGCAAGUGGACAGUGCAAUUGGCAGAGAGGGUGGUUUAUUUCCUUGGGUUUCUCCUUUUCCUAUCGGGAAAAAGGCUUCUUUUUUGUUUGAUAUUCCCCGUGCCACAUAAAACCGG
This is a messenger RNA of Pyricularia oryzae 70-15, 2498 nucleotides long. RefSeq lists its product as uncharacterized. Bases 1198 to 2121 code for a protein of 307 amino acids. The record is from RefSeq and is a predicted model, not a curated record. The transcript has a single exon. NCBI's taxonomy places the organism in Eukaryota, Fungi, Ascomycota, Sordariomycetes, Magnaporthales, Pyriculariaceae.